AUGUGUUAUUUGCACGCUGUUGACAUUCUCCGCGUAUUUGGGCAGGACGUUCUGACGAACUACCGUGCAGGGCUCCCACGCCGCAAGCAGCAGCAGCAGCAGCAACCACAACAACAACAAGCAGCAGCAGCAGGAGCAGCAGAAAAGCCAAACACGGAGAGUGGUGACCAGCAGAAGCAGCAGCACGGUGUGGAGUCCAGCACGCCGCAGUUGCCGAGGGCGUACAUGCAUAGGCUGAUAAAAGAAUUCAUCAAUAGUGGGCGGCACUACACCUCACCGAAAAAGCGUCUGCAGCCCGGCCCCUACUCCCCGUUUUGA
This is a messenger RNA of Trypanosoma grayi, 318 nucleotides long. RefSeq lists its product as hypothetical. The record is from RefSeq and is a predicted model, not a curated record. The transcript has a single exon. The coding region runs from base 1 to 318 and encodes 105 amino acids. NCBI's taxonomy places the organism in Eukaryota, Euglenozoa, Kinetoplastea, Trypanosomatida, Trypanosomatidae.